This is a messenger RNA of Branchiostoma floridae (Florida lancelet), 2765 nucleotides long. Its product is annotated as death-associated protein kinase 1-like. Gene Ontology annotation, molecular function: protein binding. NCBI's taxonomy places the organism in Eukaryota, Metazoa, Chordata, Leptocardii, Amphioxiformes, Branchiostomatidae. The coding region runs from base 348 to 2765 and encodes 805 amino acids. The record is from RefSeq and is a predicted model, not a curated record. The transcript is spliced from 12 exons.
UUCACGUUAACCAGUAGUAAACUUGAGUAGCUUGUUGCACCUGAGAUUUGGACGUAAAUUAUUAGCUUAUAUAUGAACCAGACUAAUAGAUUUCACUCUCAGAAGUGCCGUAGAAAACAUAGUCUUUACCAAACUGACUAGACUGGCUAUUAUAGGGAGAAUACCAGAGGAUUUGGUCCGCUGCGCACCCCGAAGGGUGAACAAUAACUUUGGCGUGAAUUGAUUUCAAUGGCCAAUUUCCCGAUUUUGUUUCCUAAGUCUGCGAUCCUCGUGUAACCCCGAAGGAUGGCCUGGUGGUGGCUAUGGAGACACACAAUGUGAUACGGUAUCAGGAGUAACGACCUGCCAUGAACGAGGACGAGUUUCUGAGUGCUGUAUGUGGGGGAGACGUGCAGACCGUGAGGUGGAGUCUUCAGGCUGAGAGGGACGUCAAUCAGAGGUUUAACUCUUUGCCUGGCCUGACCGCACUCCAUGUGGCCAGCACGAAAGGGAACACUGAGAUGGUGAAGCUGCUGGUGCAACUCGGAGCUAAUGUGGAGGCGAAGGACAAGUAUGGCAGGACCGCACUCCACAUGGCCAGCGAGAACGGGAACACUGAGACGGUGAAGCUGCUGAUUGAAUUUGGUGCUGAUGUGGAGGCGAAGAACAUGUAUGACAGGACCGCACUCCAUGUGGCCAGCGGGAACGGGAACACUGAGGUGGUGAAGCUGCUGGUUCAACUCGGCGCUGAUGUGGAGGUGAAGGACAAGGAUGGGACAAAACCACUGGACUACAUACGUGACCAAGACCUCAGACGUGUCCUGAAGAACCUGGCCACAGAGGUUUCCUAUCACAAACUGAUGAAACAAUCCGGUGGGGUGAAAGUCAACAGGUUUAAACUGUGCAUCUGUGGACCACAGGAGGCUGGCAAAUCUACGCUGAAGGAAAGCCUUCAAACGGGACCUCUCACAGCCUUUUUCCGGGAUCGAAUGACUCCAGACCAUCAGCAACACGAGCCCACCCCUGGUGUGAAUGUGGGAACAACCAACAUUCCCAGUGUGGGGGAGGUCAGUGUGUGGGACUUCGCUGGACAGUCGGAGUACGCAGUAACCCACAGCAUGUUCAUGGAUGCAGAGAACACAAUCUUCGCUGUACUGUACAGCAUCAUGGAUGAUAUCCGUACACAAGAGAAAAAGGUCCACUGGUGGCUGUGUUUCAUCAAGUCUUGCAACACAAAGAGUAAACCUAACGUCAUCCUCGUGGCCAGUCAUGCGGACCAGACUGAUGCAGGACAUCAAAAGGCAUCUUCCAUUCUUAAGCUGAUGACAUCAGAGUUUAAGGAUCAUCUGAACAUCUCAGACGAAGUGUUCCUACUUGACUGCAGAAAGACUCGUCAAACUGACAUGUGGCGUCUUAAAGAUCUUUUGACAAGACUGAAGACCCAGCUUCUAACACAUCAGCGAGCCAUACCCAAACUGUGUGCUGAAAUCAUCAAGUGUCUACCCAAAUGGACCAAAGAGAGGUGCAGCCCAAAGUGUCCCGUUUUGAGAUGGACAGAGUACAAGGAGGCGGUGAUGGUGAUGAUGGGGAUCGACAGCUUGGCUGAAGAAGAUUUUCUCAAGGAGUCUUCGAAGUAUCUGAACCAACUUGGGGAGAUCGUGUUGGUCUCCUCCACUGCUGAGCCCAUUGUUGUCCUGGAACCCAACUGGCUCUGCACGGAUGUCUUCGGCAAAGUCAUGGCACCAGAAAACUUCCCCAUCCAUCUGAGAAGACGUGAGGGCAUUGGUAUCGUCACAAGAGAAGAGAUCCAAAAAGUGUUCAAAGAUGUCACCACCGAUGUCGAUCUCCUGAUCACCCUGCUGCAAGAGUUCCAGCUCUGCCACACCUUUGAUGGACAGGAGUUCAUCAUCCCCGGGCUGCUGACACAGACCAUGCCUCCAGAGAAGUGGCAGCCAACCGCAGACCCCGCCAAGACCGUGUACUUCGGCAAGCAAGUCCAGUGUGCCGACACCACCGACAUGUUCUCCUCCGGGUUCUUUCCCCGUGUGCAGACCCGCCUGAUGAGGCAGCUGAAGAAUCGCCCACUGCUAUGGAGGGACGGAGCCAAGUGUUUCGACUGUAACGUGGAAAGCCUCAUCAAGCUGUCCCCAGACGGCCGUGCGGUCAACAUCUGUGUGCGGAGCGAGCAGGCCGACAAGCCGAGCUGCCGACAGAUGCUCCAGCUGAUAGAGAACAUCCUGACCAACGAGCUCGACGAGUGCAGCCCAGGCACCACUACAGAGGAGAGGGUGCUCAGCGCUCGUGCAUUGAGGGAACACAGAGAAGAAGUUUUCUCCUACAGCAUGGAUCAGAUCGACAAGGCCAAAGCAGAGGACGGCAUCGUCUAUCACGACAUCCUUGGCUUCUCAGAAGACGUCGAUGACCUCCUGUAUGGCGGAAGAGACGACGAAGAAGAGGAACAAGGAGCUGUUGGAAACGCGGUCCCACAGUCGAUCGUGUACGGGAACGUGUUAAUCACAGCAGGGGAUCAUGCUCACAUCGACAUGCCAAGCGUCAUGCAAGGUGACCUGGGACAGCUUCAGUUGGAAGGAAGUUUGUCCGAUGACCUGGGACAGCUACAGUUGGAAGGGAAUGUGCCUGCUGACCCGGGACAGCUACAGUUGGAAGAGAAUGUACCUGAUGACCCGGGACAGCUACAGUUGGAAGAGAAUGUACCUGCUGACCUGGGACAGCUACAGUUGGAAGAGAAAGUACCUGCUGACCUGAGACAGCUUCAGUUGGAGUAA